UUUGACUUUCCUAGAAAUUGGCCAGUACUCUAUGUGCAAGUCUGUUGUGCACACUCACAUUUGUGUGUGUGAAAACGAGAAUGAAAUUUGGAGAAGAAAAAACACCUGAUAGAAAAGUAUAUUGAAGUGGUUAGUUCAUUACUUAUGGAUAUUUGAAAUUUUACAACUGAACAUUUAGAAAAUUGAUUAAAUAUUUGCCCUUUAUAGUUGACUUUGGCUUUUCUGUAGCCAGUUUGCAGAUUGUAAGAAGAGCUUUUUGGACUUUAAAAACUUAAGUUGGUAUGGAAAAGUAUUUAAAAUGCAUAUGUAAGUAUAUACUCAUGGGACAGAGUUAAGAGUUUCCCAACAAAACACUAUACAUUCAGCCAAAUUGGGGUUGUGAUAUUUUUAUAUUUAUUUGAAAAGUACUCGGUUUAUUUUUUCAAAUAUCCUGUGAAGGUAGUUUCUCUCAAUUGUUACAAGAUUAUGGUUUCAUAAUUUAGUGUAAUUUUUGCUAUACACUUAGAACUUUUUCUUUGAUUGGCUUUUAUUGGGGAGGGUAACUGGAAAGCAAUUUUUAAAGCCUCCAUCAGGAGUGAUGUGAAAGGUGGGAGCAGGGCCAAAGGCCUUCUAGUUAUCUGUUAAAUUUUAUGUCUUGUAUUGCUUUAAGAGCUAAUUAUGAUUAAAAAUUUUGUUUUUCUAGAGUCAUUCAUGUAUAAAUUGGCUUCUGAUUUUGACAGUUUUAAUGUACAAUUAACUUAGAGUACUGACUGGCUUUUAUAUAUAUAUAUAUAUAUAGUGUUUAAAAUUUGGUUAUCUUCUAAAUUUACAUGUCCUUAGAAAUGAACUUUUUUUUUUUUUGCUAGCCGAUAGUAACUAUUUUAUAGCAUAAAAGUAUGCUAGAAACAAUUCAAUGAACUUUUUAUAUGUAAUUUUAAAAACUUGUUGUAGUUAUUAGGUUAACAUUGAAGUUACUUAGUGCAUCAGGAAUUUGCUGCACUUUGGGAGUUUUCUGCUUGUUUUAGAAUGCCUGUUUUGGAAUGUUAAGAGCUAUAAGAUACAACUCCUCCCAGACUGGUAAUUUUGAAAUUCCAGAACAGGAAGUUCUGGUUUUUUUUUUCCCCAGAUAAAUUUGAAAGCAUAUUUCUCAUGUUUCAAGGGUUAGAGUAGAGAGAGAAGAUGGAUUAAAGUAAAUUAUUUGCUGAGUAGAUUCUUAUCUGUUACUCUUUAAGAGCACAGUGAGCCCCAAGUUGGGGAGUAAGGUGGGAGAGGAAGAGGUAUUAAUUCUACAAAGUUUCAUGGCGUGAAACUGCACAGAUUGAAAUACUUCAGUAGAUUUCUUAACUGGAAAUAUCAGAAAUUUAUAGUGUUGACUUUUAUCAUUGCUGAUUUUGAAGGAAGAGUUUUAAAUCAUUGUUGGAACCUUGCGUUAAUCCCAUACAAUCAGAGAAACUCUGAUUUGUACAAAACUUUCAAGGUUAUGAGCACAUGGAAGUCAUUUGUUUACUUGGUAGAUAUUUAUAAAAACACAAUCAGUUAUAGCUCUUAAAUAUUUUUAAUGCUAUCAUUUUGAGAGAAAAUUUUACCAUUUUUGUACAUGCAAAUCUAAACAUUUACUGCAUUUUUGUAUUUCCACAUAACUGGUAUCAGGAAGAGACUGAUAGACAUUUUUUAUUAGUUUUGUCAACUACAGCUGAUGACUUUCACAGCUGUUAAGCCUGAUCAUGCACUGCCAGCAAAGACGUAAUGCAUUGUUUUAUGAAAAAGAGCAGAGUGAGGAGCAAAUGAAGUAUGCAGUGGAGGAGGCUCAGAGAGGAGGCAGUGGGGCGGUGCUGCGUGUGCCCUGUGCACUCGAAUCCCUGCGCGCUUCCAUGCCGUAGAAACAGCACAGCACUGGGUGGGAACGAGAAGGGAGGGCCAUGUAGAACACUGUACUCGUUUUCAGAGACAGUAAUGUGAGAAGAGGGUGGAAAAGUGACGUGUGUGAUACCCAUUGAGCAUGGACUAUAGUUAAUAAAACAUGCCAUUUUGAAUAAAAUAUACUUGUCUAAAUAUGACCUCUUUUUGUUGUUGCGUGCAUUUCAGAUUUCUUUUUAUAAAUGUUAACACUUAGAAAAAAUAAGAUCAACAUAGCAGGUGUGAGCCUAAUCAUCAGUCAUAACUUUAUGUCCACAUUUUCUGGUAGAUGGAUUUUGACUAUUAAUUUGGUUUUGUAUGUUUUCUCUAUGUGAUAUUUGUGCAUUAUUAGAUGACUAGACUGGCCAAGGCAGACCUGUUACACUUGCCUGAGUCAGGCAUUGUUUGCCAUGCCACUAAACCUGCCGCCAAGUGAAACCUUCAUUGGGGAAAUGAGAUCGGAGUCUGAGCCGCAGAAGAUGGACGCCCUGUCUCUGUUUUUAUUGUUUUACUUUCAUUUCAUUUCUUUUUAUUUUGUCCCUUUUUUGUUUUGUUUUGUUUUUGUUUUGUUAAAUCUCUCUCACUUUUAACUUGUGAGCUGGUUUUCCAGUUCUUUGUAAAUGGUAUUCCAUUAAGAAUUCAUAACGUGUUGUAUAUUUAUGGGGGAAGGAUGAACAGAGCUCAACUUUGAGAUGAACUGAAUUGCCGUGCAGUAAGGUAGAGUGCAGUGCUGUGAAGAUAGAUGCCCAGGGUCUUUUAAUUGGUGUUGGCGGGUUGAGGUGCACUUUGAUCUUCAAACAUUAAAACACUUGACUAGAACCGUAGGGACAUUUUCUGAUGGGCUCAGUGCUUAUUAUUUUUCCCCAAGUCUACAUCUCUCAUAAAACCAACUGAUGGCUUCUAAUUUUUAUCCUUCCCCUAGAACUGUAGGCAUAUAAAAGCACCAAGGAAAAUUAAGUGCAUUUCUUUUAACAAUCCGAAGGUAGGGGGAGGUCUUUGUCUUCUAUUAGCUUGGUCUUAAGAAGCCUUCUGUUGCCUCUGGGGAAUGGAUAUUGGAGAAAACUGUUGGUUAUUUAUUUGCAUGCAUGUUUUUUUGUUUGCUUGAAUUUUUUUGUUGAGAAUUCUUCAGAGGUUACUAGCUUUUCAAGUGGAUUAUGAAGUCAGGACUCACAGUUGUGUGAGAGAUGUUUGCCUCAGUUUUCUUUCAAGUGUAGUUUGGGGAAAAUGCUAAAUGCUCACUUGUUUUUACUCCAUAUACUCUACUAGAGUUUUAGAAGAUAAAUUUUAUUUUGGAAAUAAAGCAAUGGAAAUUUUCUUAAAGUAUCUUUAAUAGAAUAAGACAAAUAAUACUGAGCUUAUAGUUACUGAUUUUUAACAGUUUAUUGUCAUGAAUGGCAGGGAGAAUCUGAUAGCCUGCUGAUAUUUAAGAUAGAACUGAGGCCUCACAGUUCGAAGUAAUGAGCUUGGCUCAUGUCUAAUACCUUAUUGUCUGUGUAGCCUCUACUGUCUGGAUAGCUGGGUUUGGUUAUUGACAAACAAUAUUAAAUCGAGCACAUGACUACAUUGGAACUCUUUUAGGUGCAUAAAUUAGGGUACUGAAGCAUAGAGUGCACACCUCAGGACUGCAGUUAUUCAUCAGAGGUGUUCAGGUUUUAAAUCUUAAAAAAUAUUUCUCAUAGAUAAAAUGAAUGUGAUAAUAUAAAUAGUAUAGUGUAUAUGUGGGCAUAUGUAGAUGUAUAGUAAUAGUGGUAACUAAUAGUUCAUUGUUAUUUGAUAUCUUUAGUAAGGCCUACCUUGUUAUCAUUAUGCAUGUUAAGAAAUUUGUUCUCCAGAAUUUAAAGUAAUAACCUCAUUUUUGAAAUUAGUUAAAUUUAGAUGCUGUAAAUUAGAAAGUAUGCAUUUGCCAAAGCCACUAAACUGUGAUUCUAAUUUUCUUUCUAUGCAUAAGCUAAAACCGUUAUCUAAAGUUUUAAAUUCCAGCUUGAAUUCUAUCCAUGCUUAGAGGUUUUUCCAGAAAUUGUUUGGAGAUUUCUCUCUGACAUCUGGUUGUUUUAAAUAGGAUUUUCCCACUGAAAUCAGGCAUAAUGCCUUUGAAAACUUGCCACAUAUAUUUUUCAAUAUAUUUGAUUCUUAAAGUACAGUUUUUAGAUGCUCUUAAUAGAAGUGGCUAUUUAUAUAUGCAAUCAAGUUUGAGAAAUAGACUUUUUUUGCUAAGAAGAUAGGGGAAAAUGUGAAAGUUUUAGUCUUUUUUUUUUAUUCAGAAACAAAAUUUUUCAUUUUUUAAGUUUUGGGCAUUUUUCUUCACUUCUAAAGGGAUUUUGGUAUUACUCCUGUUAGAAAAUUACAGGCUUCAUAAGAAAAGCGUUUUUAAGUAUUAGUUACUAUUAUUCAGAUAAAUAUACCGAAAUUGCAUCUAAAAGUUAGUAUUAUAAGUUUCCUGAGACUGGGGAAAUGUUGUUCAGCCCCAUGAAUUUUUUUUAUCAAAUGCCUAAGGCAUUUUCUUUGGGAUUGGAUUCUUUCUAGGCAUUACUGAUGUUGGUGAGGUGCCUUACUGAUGAAUGGGUAUGGACCUUUUUUAAUUGAAGCUGAUUGCAUGUUCUAGUUUUCUGUUCUUGUAUUUAUCUGAAAUUGAGUGGAGUCUUGGAGGGUGUCAGAAUUGUCUGCUCACAAGUAGGAGCUUCAGUAACAGGGCAGAGACACGCAUUAUGGAACAAAGUUCAAUUCGCACAUAUUUGUUUUUUUCUUUUUCUUUUCUUUUUUUUUUUGACUAAUUUGGUUAUUUGCCAUUUCUGGGGAUUAAACUUUAAAAAAUGUUCUUCUUUUCUGUAUCUGAUGUUCUGUGUGCUAUUAGUGACGCAGCCAACACGAACGGUUGUCAUGUGUAACACAACUUUCGAUCACCGCGAAAACAGCGUCCUGGGAAAGCGUCCAUGCUUGAUAUCGUUUGGUUCAUGAACAUUAAGUUUCCAGUACAGGUAAAAUCCCAGAGGAAGCCAAAGCCCUUUCUUUACUGGCUCCUGCUCCAACCAUGACCAGCCUGGUGCCUGGUGCAGGAUUGCUUCCCAUACCGACCUCCAGCCCUCUGACGGCAGUGAGUAGUCUUGGUGUUUCGCUUAGCAGUUUGGGAGCCAUACCGGCAGCAGCACUGGACCCCAAUAUUACAACACUCGGAGAGAUCCCACAGCCACCACUUAUGGGAAAUGUGGAUCCUUCAAAAAUUGAUGAAAUUAGGAGAACAGUCUAUGUUGGAAAUUUGAAUUCUCAGACAACGACAGCUGAUCAACUACUUGAAUUUUUUAAACAAGUUGGAGAAGUGAAGUUUGUUCGGAUGGCAGGUGAUGAGACUCAGCCCACUCGGUUUGCUUUUGUGGAAUUUGCAGACCAAAAUUCUGUACCAAGGGCCCUUGCUUUUAAUGGAGUUAUGUUUGGAGACAGGCCACUGAAAAUAAAUCACUCCAACAAUGCAAUAGUAAAGCCUCCUGAGAUGACACCUCAGGCUGCAGCUAAGGAGUUAGAAGAAGUAAUGAAGCGAGUGCGGGAGGCUCAGUCAUUUAUCUCAGCAGCUAUUGAACCAGAGUCUGGAAAGAGCAAUGAAAGGAAAGGCGGUCGAUCCCGUUCGCACACUCGCUCAAAGUCCAGGUCUAGCUCAAAAUCCCACUCUCAAAGGAAGAGGUCGCAGUCCAAGCACAGGAGUAGAUCUCAUAACAGGUCACGUUCAAGGCAGAAAGAUAGACGUAGAUCCAAGAGUCCACAUAAAAAACGCUCUAAGUCUAGGGAGAGGCGGAAAUCAAGGAGUCGUUCACGUUCACGGGACAAGAGAAAAGAUACUCGAGAAAAGGUGAAGGAAAAGGAAAGAGGGAAGGAUAAGGAGAGAGAGAAGGAGAAGGAUCGUGACAAAGACAAGGAACGGGGUAAAAACAAAGACAAAGAUCGAGAGAAGGAGAAGGACCAUGAAAAGGAGCGAGACAAAGACAAGGAAAAGGAACAAGACAAAGACAAGGAGCGGGAAAAAGACAGAUCCAAAGAGGCCGAUGAGAAACGGAAGAAGGAUAAGAAGUCCAGAACACCACCCAGAAGUUACAAUGCAUCAAGAAGAUCUCGUAGUACCAGCAGGGAAAGGCGGCGGCGAAGGAGCAGGAGUUCCUCCAGAUCUCCAAGAACAUCAAAGACUAUAAAAAGGAAGUCUUCCAGGUCUCCAUCUCCCAGGGGCCGAAAUAAGAAAGAUAAAAAGAGAGAAAAAGAACGGGACCACAUCGGUGACAGGAGAGAAAGAGAACGUUCCACGUCCACAAAAAAGAGUUCUAAUGAUCGAGACGGGAAGGAAAAGGUGGAGAAGACCAACACACCAGUUAAGAAGGAACACAGUAAAGAGGCAGAUCCAAGUGUGAGCAAAGAUGCAGAGGAGAAGGACUCACCAAGGACUGAGGAAGAAAACCCAGUACAGCAGAAUGGGAAUUGCCAACCAAAUGAAGAGAGCCUCUGCAGCAAAGCCGAUGUGGUGUAGGAUCACCCCUUGCUGUGUCUCUCCCUCCACGGUGGGAUCAAACCCAAAGCUUUCAGUUCGCAACAAGGUGUAAACGGGGAAGAAACCCACAUGUGGGAACUAACAGCUUUUCCGGCUAUGAGGUGACAUUGUGGACAUCUUGUUACUGAGCAUGGACAUCAUGAAAUAAUCAGAUGUUACCCGAAUUCACCAUCUUCUGAAGUCUGUGCAUUUCCACGGUGGCUGGCACACUUGUCAUAUGGUCAUUAGUGGUUGCCAAGAAGCAUUGCAAAUAAAUUGAAUGUCACAGAUCCAGAAUUGAACUAUCCCUAAAGACUGGAGAUGAGCAUUGGAGGCUCUUAAAGAAAAUGCUAGUUACUGAAUUUUGUAUUGUUUUACUUUUUUAAGAAAAAUUUUCAAUAUAUACAGUUUGAUGAUGUGCUUGAAAUUUGUGCAGAUAUAUACACACACUCUUGUAAAGUGCAAAGUAUGUAAGAAGUUUUAACAUUUACUUCACAGGACUUAACAGUGAUUAUGGUAAAUUCUCACUAUUGUGUUUUCUUUUGCUCACUGUUUUGGACAUCGUUUUCCUUUAAACCAGUUUUACAGAUUAAAAUUGCUUAAAUAAGUGGAUUACAAACCAACUGACAGUGCAUGCUCCUGUUCUCUUUCCAAAGAAGAGCAGCUGUGUCGAAUACUACUAACACCAUGUUGGUAUUCAGUGUUGAGAAUCAUUGUGUCUGCCACGAAAUGAGCAUUUCUUCUUGAACUUUCUUGACAUUUCCAAGCUCAUGAAUAAUAUUGCAGUGUGUCUUGUCGGCUGUAGGUGGCAAAGAUGCCCUUAUAAAAAAGAAACUGAGUUUUCCAAAUGGGCUAUGGGAGCACAGGCUGAAGCUUUAGUGCCUUCUACAAUGUGUGGUAUACUGUUUUCUAGGAUUUUAUAUGUGCUAGUCAUUCUCAGUCCAUAUGGAAUCCAGAUGGCUGUAUUCUGUUCCCAACUGUUGGGAAGUGUGCGAGGGGUGGGUCAGAAGCGCUUCUUAAGUCAGUUAAGAGAAGGAAGUCCUGUUUACAAGACUUGUGGAGUUUCAAACAACAAUGUAGUUUUGGGACCACCAGUUUUAUACUGUGAUGAUUGAAAAGGAGACAUACUCUUACUUCAAAUCAGAGGAAACCUGUUAGUUGACUUCAUUGGAUGGCCUUAAUAUUACCUCGCAAUCAUAUUCUUCUAAUGAUACAGAAAUUAUACUUAAGGAAGGACUGGGGCGUACAGAGGUGGUUUUGUGUUUAAUGAUACGCUUAUGCGAGUUUAAGGCACACGGUCAUUCACUGAUCUUAGGCUCAGCUUUUCAUAGACGGUAUGCAAGUAGUAAAAUGAGAACUUAAUGUUUUCUGUAAAACUCUAAAUUCUAGUGAAUGCACUAUUCAUUAUUGUUACAUUUCCAAAAAACAAAAACAAAAAACAAAACCCUUAAUUCACAAAUCUUAUUUAAAAAUCAAUUUUAAUUUUAUUUAAGACAACCUAAUACAAUCACAUUACUCAGUUGCCUUACCUCAUGGGAAGGAUUGCUGUCACAGAUUUAAAAAGUCAAGUAGUACUUUAGUUACUUGGUUCCAGCUUGAAUCUUGUUUUCAUAUUAAUACUGUUGAAACUAUAAUUUGAAGAGUAGAAAGGCCCGUUCUGUAAGUCAUAAAGCCUGGUUCGAUUAUGAAGCUGCUUAAUCAUCUUCAGGUGUUCAAAUUACUGUGUGUAUGUGUGUGUGUUUUUUGGUUUUUUUUGUUUUUGUUUUUGUUUUUUUGGUCACUGUGUACAUUAAACUUUUGGAAAAUACUUUACUAUGUAAAGUAUAGAUGGCCGUUUUAAUCUUUUAGCCACAUACGGUUGGCUAGUAACAGCUUAUUCUGAUACAGAAAUGCUUGGGCACCUGUGGAAAGAUUGUGAAGGAGUGUGUCUCGCUUCAACCGCUGUCUUAUUUAUGAUAUGUAAGUAGACUAGAGCAAAUGUUUGAAUCUUUGUUAUUUUUUAGUACCAUUUCUCUAAUAAAGUUCAGUAUUUUAGAGGAAAGAG
Molecule: messenger RNA, 8423 nt
Organism: Peromyscus californicus insignis
Lineage: Eukaryota; Metazoa; Chordata; Mammalia; Rodentia; Cricetidae
Gene: Srek1
Product: splicing regulatory glutamic acid and lysine rich protein 1
Exons: 11
Coding region: 4904-6379 (491 amino acids)
Cellular component (GO): nucleoplasm
Molecular function (GO): RNA binding
Source: RefSeq, a predicted model, not a curated record